AUGUCAGGUGACAGACUGGCGCCGUGGCGCAAAACUGGGCGCAAAGCUGAUGGGCGUCACUUUGAAGGACUUGAAGAAGGAUGCCUGUUUGAAUUUGCGGCCUAUGACAACAGGCAUCAACAGCAAGGACGUGGACUUGGAUGCAUUGGCGGAAGAGCCAUAGAGACCCACAUCGAUGGAGGCCAGGUGUAUACUGGCCAGGUUCUUGCUUUGGAAGAUGGCUACUACGAGUAUUGGUUUGAUGAGACAUUUGGGAAGAUUGAAGAGCUGCCUCAGGUGAUUUUCCACUUUUGUGAUGUUCCUGAGAACCGCUGCCAGAGCCCUACAGCAUAUCGCGACGCAAUUCAUGUGGACGUGUUUCGUCUGCUGAUGGCCAAGCAGGCUGAGAGACUGCACUGGCUGUCUGAUGGAUGCCGAGAGCGUGUCAGGAAGCAUCCAGCUGUGGUCAGUGGGCUGGCCGCUGCUGAAGGGGGGGUUCCUCCCCCUGGAGGUGCUGGCCAGCCUGCUGUCCCUGAGGCGCAAGAUGUGCAGGUGGGCAUUCCUGGUGUUGAAGGCCUGGCCAGGGCGCUCGGGACUGGAGCUGCUCCAGCCAAGGCGACAGGCGCUGAGGCCAAGUCCAGCUCUGAAUCAGAGCAUGAGAAGAAGAGAGCCAGGAAGAAAGAUAGGCCCAAGCAUGGAGAUCAUGAACAUCGAGAAGCCUUGGAGAAGCGUGAGCCGGCAGAACCUCGCUUGUCUGCCCUUGACCUUGCCAUCAAAGACAAGAAGGAGAAGAAGGAUGGCGGCAAGAAGAAAUCAAAGAAGAGAGAUUCUUCAAGCAGUCGACGAUCACCCUCAACCAGCUCCAGUAGUGGCGAGCUUUUUCAUUCAGCCGCCCUCCCACGAGGCCUGGAACGCCUCCGCCGGGUGCACCAGAAGAAGCCAGGACGUCUGGCAUCGUUGACCCUCCAGAGAAUGAGGGAGCUGGUGCAACAGGCGCAGGGGAGGGGAACGGCGGAGAUGGAAGAAGACCAACUCCCGGCGACAGCCACAGGGUACCUAUCCAACGUGUUCCUGGUCACGCAUCCUCCGGCCACGGUCAACCUGCGGACACUGAAAGAGCUGCGGACAGUGGCCGCAGUCAUCGACCUCCUUUGCCACAACGACCCCCUCCGAGGGCUGGACAUCUUAACACAGCGCUUCAAGGCGCUCGAGCUAGCUCACAAACAGCAGUCAUGGACACAAGCCACUCAGCUCGAGCUCAUCAUGAACGACGAUCUGGGAGCCGUGUUCCGUCCAGAGCUUCGCGCAGCCCAAAGCGAAGUCAAGGAAGACAUGAAGAUUCAGAGAGGGCCUUACCGGCCAGCCAGGCCAAACAAUUGGCAGACUCAGACUUGGGCGGCAGAGGCACCGGCGAACGAGGGCAAAGGCGACGACACCAAGGAAGGUCCACCGCUGAACAGCCCCGCAAAAGGCGGAGGAAAGAAAGGCAAAGGAAAGGGGAAGAAAGGCCGUGCGUUGGCUGGGCCCGAGAUUGAUGAAGCCACCCGAGCACACUAUGAGCAGCUGUGCCGAGAUGUUCGACUGCACAGGCUGUAUGCAGCAGUUCUUGCAAGCUAUGCCAAGAUUGAAGAUCGUGAGACGAUUUACAAGGAUUUUUCAAUGCUGCUGGUGGAAUGGCGUGAGCAUCCAGUGGAGACCACCCUGAAACUUGUGGAAGCAUACUAUCACCCCCUAGUCACCGAAGGAGGACUGGCUGGGGACAGAAGCUUCAGUAGAGUCACUCCAAGCCGCCAGGUGGAUCCGCGCCUUGGCAAGAUGGCUGGAAGGAAGCAACGCGCCAUGGAAGGGAAACUCCUUGGAGUUGUUGGUUCAACUCAGGUGCGAGAGUUGUUCACUGGGUGGGAUGCUUCAGAUGGAGGAGUUUAUGUUGGAGCUGGUAGUGAGUUGUUCCCCACUUCGAUCUUCCAGGAAAACUUUGCUGACAACAUAUCUGUUCAAGAUGCUGGACGGGUUCUGGAUGGCAGACCUCUGUACGUUGACUCGGGCCAGUUUGCUUCUGCUGCAGAUGUGGUGGACAAGUUCUCAGUUGAUGGCAAGAAGCACACUUGGACUUGGGAGACUUGUCAGGAGGCAUUGCGUGGGCUGAUGCAUGGCAAGGUCUCUGUCUCUUUGGCUGGGGUGGUUCUGAAGACGAUUGUCAGAAACUGCCCUGGGCACUUGGGCAACAUCGUCCGCAUGCUGCCUGGCUGCGCUAGAAGGCAUUUUAGACAGAGCCCUGUCGAGGUGAUGCCUAUUGCAACGCCUGAGGAUUCCCAAGCUGAAGUCCGCUUGAAGAAGCUCUUGUUUGAUGACAAAGGCCCCCGCCAACUGACUGGGGCAGAGCGGGCCCAGGCCAAUGAACUUGCCAUGGGAUGUGGCACUGAGGUAUGGCUGGGGCUUGCCCUGGACGUCCUCAACGCCAUGUUCUGUGGUGGUUCAAGGCCAUUGGGAAAACUGAUGCCACACCCCAAAGUAUGGACUCCCGAGCAGGAGCACAUUGUCUCUCAGCUGAGAAGCGAGAUUGAGCUGUGGACCUCGGCAGAAGGGGCUGAGAUUGAGCUGGCGCCCUGGGAGUCUGUGUCUCAAGGCUUGGGAGACUUCUACACGGGCUUUGAGGUCACCAAGGCUUACAAGCUGAGUUGGAAGGCUAUUGAGCCUCAUGUGCCGGGUCCGGGAGAAGCAGGACGUGUGACGCUGGCAGAGACAGUGGCACCAGAGCUUAGAGACUAUGUUCUGGACCCUGAGCUGCUGCGCAUCCCCGAUGAUGAGUUGGGUGAAAUCAAGCACUCAGCCCCCGUCUUGGUGGAGUCCAAUGCUGAGUAUGACCUGAUAGUGGAGAACCUGGUGAAGGCUGGAAUGUUCGAGAGGGAGGUCGAGGCAGAGACGCUGAAGGUGUUGGACAAGCCGGUGUACAACGGCAUGUUCGGCGUGCACAAGUCCUGGAUUGAUCAGGGGCAAGGUGAAUGGAUGAGAACGCUGAGACUCAUCAUAAAUCUUAUCCCAUCCAACCUGACGCAAAGAAGAAUGCCCCAGCAGCCCUCCAAGCACAUGGGCUAUGCCCCGUUGUGGGGCAGCAUGGCGCUGCUGGAUGGAGAGGUGAUCCUUUCAUAUGGGGAGGACGUGCGACACUGUUUCCAUAUCUUCGCUCCCGGUGAGAAAUGGCGGGGGUAUUUCGUGCUCUCCAAGAAGGCUUCUGGAAAGAGCUUUGGAGACGGUGUCAACACACCAGCGCGGCCCAGAGUGCGGUCAGCGCCAAUGGGUUGGGCAAACAUGGUGGACUUUGUGCAAUCAUCCUUGGAACGGAUGGGCAGCUUAGCUGGCAUUCCAGCCACCCGCUGCGUACGCAUGGGAGAACCUUCCCCACUGCUGGAGUUGUCAACACCACGACAUUACCACAGCUUCUACGUGGACAACUAUGACGGAUUCACCGUGGUGGCUUCCACAGACCUUGGUUUGUACGAAGGAAAGCCAUCUGAUGCUCAACUUCGGCUGCGUGAGGUCUUCCAGACCUGGAGCAUUGGCCGUGAUGAGAAGAAGGCAGCGGAAGGUACGCUGUCCUGGACUAGCCUGGGAGCUGAGCAGUUGGGGCCGGAAGGUCUGGUGGGAAGCUCACGGAAGUUCCGGCGUGCAGUGCUGGGAAGCUGCCUACAUCUGUUGAAGAUGCCCUACCUGAAAACAUCUGACCAAGAGCUGCUGUCAUUGGUGGGGAAACUGAUGCAUGCAGUCCAGUACUGUCAGCCGCUGGCAUGUGUGUUUGACGAGCUGUACCGCAACUUGCAGAUCAACGACCCGGAGAUUGAAGUUGACAUUGGCGCCAUGGAGGAACUACUGAUGCUUUGUGGCCUCCUUCCGCUGAUGUGGACAUCUCAACGGUCAGUGCUAAAUGCAACAGCAUAUGCCACGGAUGCUUCACCGGAUGGCGGAGGGGCCUGCCAGACGACUUCACUGAGUCCAAGGGGCAGAGCAAAGCUUCAUUUGAUGUGCUCGGAAGCUCAAGGACAAGAGGGGGGAGCUUGUGACUCUGUCCUCCUCAUUGAGAUGUUUGGUGGCAUGGGGGGCCUCAGACGAGCUGUUGAAUUGCUCGGAGUUCUACCUCAAGGAAUUAUCCUGGUGGACUCGGACCCUCUGUGUAUCAAGCUGGCAAAGAGACACUGUGCCUAUGUCAUCACUGUGGACAAUAUCAACAAAGUCGACAAGGCCAUGAUCCGAAGCUGGAGAGCUCAAUUCCCAAGGGCCAACAUGGUUCUGGUGGGUGGCGGUUGGCCUUGCGGGCAGAAGCAGCAUGAGUUGAAGAAGGUCAGCAGGCCCCUACGACUGCCGGACUGGAAGGUUGUGGAGUUUUAUGAAAACGUGGUUAUGGAUGAAGCAGACUUGACCACGCAAUCGCAGAAGAUUGGCAAACUGCCAGUCCUGAAUGAGGCAGCUGACGUCUUACGGUGCCGCAGGCCACGCCUUUACUGGCUCAAAGGGUUGGAGAUGAUCUUAGGAUCUGAUUUGGAACUCCUUGAAAAUCAGACCGUGGGAGAGCUGCAGACCAAGCUGACGGUGGCAAAGAUCUCAAGUUCCAAGCCCCCAAUGGAGUGGUUCCUUCGAAAGGACUGCAAGAAAUUCAGAGACGAAGGCCGGCCGUUCUUCACCUUUGCUCGACCUGUCCCACGAGCUGAGGCACCAAGAGAUCCUGCAGGAUACGAGCGGUGCGAUGCCAAAACACUUGGAAGAUGGCGAGGAGAUUCGUAUCGCUUGGCGCCAUACCAAUACUCUGAGGACAACCUGGUCAUGACAGGACAUGGACCCAGGCGCCUGCUUUCAGAUGAGCAGUGGCGCAUGUUGGGGUACAAUUCAGAUGCCCUGGACUUCAAACAAAAGCUGUCAGAAGAUCAACGGGGACAGCUGAUCGGGAACACAUUCCCUGUGUUGGUGGUGGCAAGACUUUUGGCGGCUCUGGCUGUCCCAGCGAAUGUGUGCGAGGGACAGGACCUCUCUGCCCUUCUGUGGCAGGUUUGGAAAAGCAAUGAGGACAAAGUCCAGCAGCUGAAAGAGGCUUCAUGGUCUCAGCGGUUUGGGCCGGCGGCCACGGGAGUCGUGGGGGGCUUGCGGCACUUGCUUGUUCAGGUGCCUGUGGGCCCUUCGCAGUCCCCGCGGUCGCUCCUGGACCCAAGUGAUGCGCUCACUGAUGAGCAAUUGCUGGUCUACCUCAUUACCCGUAACGUUUCACACCGUGGUACUGACGUCAACCUUGACCACGGAAUGCCCUUUUCAUCAAGUGACUUUUGCAGAAGAUCGGUUGACCCUAGCCACUGGCAAUGGAAGGUCACCCUCUCCUACAAGUGGAAGCAGCCUCAUGCCCACAUUACUCAGCUGGAGACGGUGGCUGUCCUCGACCUGCUGAGAAAAAUGAUGCGCUCUAAGGACAAUCAAAAGCGCAAGACGCUGCUGUUGGUGGACAAUGCUUCCGUCGUUGGCAUCCUGGCCAAGGGACGGACGACAGCUACCUCCUUGAGACAACCCCUGCGCCGCAUUGCUGCCAUUUUGGUGGCAACCUCUAGCCGCCUGGUCGUGGCCUGGAUCAAGAGCGAGUGGAAUCCGGCCGAUGGCCCAUCUCGAUGGGUCGUCCGACGUGCGAAGACCGAUGCCUAA
Molecule: messenger RNA, 5655 nt
Organism: Cladocopium goreaui
Lineage: Eukaryota; Dinophyceae; Suessiales; Symbiodiniaceae
Source: the annotation of a GenBank genome assembly